AUGUCUACUAGGAAGUGUGCAUCUGGAUUUGAAAAACAGAAAGAGCAUUGGGAGAAUGUGCUAUUAAGAAUUAUAAUUGUAAAAAAUCUUUCAAAAAAUAAUUUGGCAUUUUGUGGUACAAAUGAAAAGAUUUAUCAAGAAAAUAAUGGAAAUUUUUUUAGUUUAAUUGAAAUGAUUGCUGAGUUUGAUCCAAUAAUGCAAGAACACCUUAGACGUAUUCAAAAUGGAGAAAUUCAUACUCAUUAUCUUGGUCACAAUAUACAAAAUGAGUUGAUAAAUGUUUUAGCAUUAGAAAUAAGAAAUACCAUUAUUAAGAAAAUAAAAGUGGAUGAUACUUAUGGUCAAGACCUUUUUAAUGUUCUCACAAAUCAUGUUUCUAAUUUAACACUUAAGCCAUUAUCACAAACACGUUGGGAAAGUCACAUAAAUUUUGUCACCACGCAAAUUCACACUCAUUUACGCUCGCCUACAGUUGAUCUUUCCUCACCUACUCGCUUCAUCAAUUUUUCUCUUUCCAUGGACCAUGGAUAUUUGCCGCAAUGGGAUAAACUUCCAGGUGGCCAUCGUGAAAAGGGAGGACGCGCACGCCAAACCAACCCAAAACCCUAG
Molecule: messenger RNA, 609 nt
Organism: Pistacia vera
Lineage: Eukaryota; Viridiplantae; Streptophyta; Magnoliopsida; Sapindales; Anacardiaceae
Exons: 6
Coding region: 1-609 (202 amino acids)
Source: RefSeq, a predicted model, not a curated record